Molecule: messenger RNA, 468 nt
Organism: Pterocles gutturalis (yellow-throated sandgrouse)
Lineage: Eukaryota; Metazoa; Chordata; Aves; Pterocliformes; Pteroclidae
Gene: PLA2G1B
Product: phospholipase A2, group IB (pancreas)
Exons: 4
Coding region: 1-468 (155 amino acids)
Biological process (GO): positive regulation of fibroblast proliferation; lipid catabolic process; phospholipid metabolic process
Molecular function (GO): phospholipid binding; calcium ion binding; signaling receptor binding
Source: RefSeq, a predicted model, not a curated record
AUGAAGUUCCUGGCCCUGCUUUUCCUGCUGUUCGUGGGCGCAGCCAGUGCUGCUGUCUCGCCCCGGGCCAUGUGGGAUUUUCGCAGCAUGAUCAAAUGCACUCUCCCGAACAGCCGUCCUCUGCUGGAAUAUGCUGACUACGGCUGCUUCUGCGGCUUUGGGGGCUGCUUCUGCGGCUUGGGAGGCAGCGGGACACCAGUGGAUGAACUUGACAGGUGCUGUCAAACACACGAUGGGUGCUACACACAGGCAAAGAAACUAGACGCGUGCAAAAACCACAUCGUGGACAACCCCUAUACAAAGUCCUACAGCUUCAGCUGCUCCAGUGGCAGGGUUACGUGUAGCAGCCAGAACGACGCCUGCGAGAUGUUCAUCUGCAACUGCGACCGCGCCGCCGCCAUCUGCUUCGCCAAGGCGCCCUACAACCCCGCACACUACAUGCUGGACACCAAGAAAUACUGCAACUAG